Molecule: messenger RNA, 2052 nt
Organism: Parathielavia appendiculata
Lineage: Eukaryota; Fungi; Ascomycota; Sordariomycetes; Sordariales; Chaetomiaceae
Product: alpha/beta-hydrolase
Exons: 1
Coding region: 1-2052 (683 amino acids)
Source: RefSeq, a predicted model, not a curated record
AUGCGCCGCCGGUCGGCCCUGACCUUAACAUGGUUCUGCGCCAUUGUUGUGUUGCUGGUGCUCUGCUUCCAUCUCUACGGACACGGGUAUGGGCUCGAACGCGGUGGAUUGAUUGACUCAGUGCUGGACACGGGUAAGCACAAAGCAUCGGCGCCGGACGCUGACAACGACAACGCCGAUUCAGCGGCUAGGACUCAGGCUGAGAUUGCGGCGACAGACAUGCCCACUGCAAUCAAACCUAGCGGCGCUUCCGCGGCAGAGCCCGCUGUCGUCCUUCGCCAGGGCACCUACGUCGGCACUACACUGCUGGCGUCGCCUCGCUUUCCCAAGUCCAUCGAGGCCUUCCGCGGGGUGCCAUACGCCCAGGACACUGGCGGCGAGAACCGCUUCCGCCCGCCGCAACCACUGUCGGAGUCCAGGGAAACGUUCGAGGCAGUGUCAUGGGGCAAGAUAUGCCCCAACAACGGCGGCGUGGUACAGCGCAACAUGAGCGAAAACUGCCUGAAUGCCAACAUCUACCGCCCUGCUGGACUUGUCGAUAGGCACGGCUAUGAGAAGACAAAGGACGGGAAGAGAUCGAAGAAGAGACCUCGCCUGCCUGUCAUUGUCUACAUCCACGGCGGCGGCUUCAACACCGGCCACGGCAUCGAGCGCAACAUGGCCAGCUUUGCCGCCUGGGCCAAGGCUCCCAUGGUUGCUAUUAACUUCAACUACCGUGUCGGCCCCCUUGGCUUCCUCCCGUCCGACGUGGCAGCCCGAGCGGGGUUGUUGAACCUGGGGCUGCGGGACCAGCAGAUGCUGCUGGAAUGGGUGCAGGAAAACAUCGAGGCCUUCGGCGGCGAUCCCAAGAAGGUGACCAUUGUGGGUCUCAGUGCAGGCGCGCAUUCGAUCGGCCACCACAUCAUGUACUAUUCCCGCUCGUCCACCAAGGCUCCCUUCGUCAAGGCCAUCCUCGAGUCCGGCGCUACCACGGCCCGCGCAGUCCUUUACCCGACCCAUCCUCGCCACCUCGUCCAAUUCCGUGAGUUCCUCGUUGCCGCGGGCGCCGCCGGUGUCCCGGAAGCCGAUGUCUUCUCGCACCUUCGUAGGCUCCCGCUUGAGACCAUUGUGCGCGCCGCAAAGGUCGUCUGGGACAAGUACGUCAACAGCGUAACCUGGCCCUUCCAGCCCGUUAUCGAUGGGCCGAAUCCCUUUGCAAAUUCAAGUCAUACACCCCACACCAGACCCUCCUUGAUUCCCGACCUUCCCAUCAAGUCCUGGCACUCCCGCUCCCAUCUCCGCAUCCCCAUUAUCACUGGCUACAACACCAACGAAGGCACCGUCUUCAUACCGCCCCGCGCAAACACAGCCGCCGAGUUUCGUGCCUUCUUCCAAGGUCUCAUCCCCUCCCUCACCCAGUCCGAUCUCGACAAGCUCGAGUCCCUUUACCCGGACCCGGUGUCGCACCCCUCCUCCAGCCCGUACGUGAACGUACCCCGCGGCAUGGGCAAGCAGUGGGCGCGCCUCGACGCGGCAUACUCGCAUUACGCCUACAUCUGCCCCGUGCUGCAGACGGCGCAUCACAUGUCCGCGUCCGGUGUGGCAGACGUGUAUGUGUACCGAUACGCGGCGACGGCGGCGUUCGGCAGCGCAAACCACGGCGACGAGGCGCCGGUCGUGGCGCACGAUAUGGAAGAGCUUGGGAACGGCAGGGACGGGCUGCGGGAGGUGGCGGAUGCCAUGCAUGGCAAGUGGGCGAGGUUCGUCAGCAGCGCGUUGAACACGCCCAAUAACGAAGACGGCGACGAGGAUGGAGAUGGGAAGGGGGUGCAAUGGCCUGCCUUUGUCUCGCCCUUGGCUGCGGAGGGGCAAAAGAAGGGGUCCGGGAAGAUCAUGGUGUUUGGCGAGGGGAAUGAUGAGCGCGGUGGGGGGGAGAAUAAGGGUGUGCCGGCUAAGGUGGUGGAGAUGACUGAGCGGGAGAAGGAGGCGUGUCGGUUCUGGUGGGAGAGGGUGUGGUUGAGUCAGGGGCUGGGAAAGAGGGCUGGUGUGGUCAAGGCUGAGGCUAGGUUGUAG